Molecule: messenger RNA, 3928 nt
Organism: Corapipo altera (White-ruffed manakin)
Lineage: Eukaryota; Metazoa; Chordata; Aves; Passeriformes; Pipridae
Gene: FER
Product: FER tyrosine kinase
Exons: 20
Coding region: 218-2686 (822 amino acids)
Biological process (GO): peptidyl-tyrosine phosphorylation; cell adhesion; regulation of mast cell degranulation
Molecular function (GO): ATP binding; non-membrane spanning protein tyrosine kinase activity
Source: RefSeq, a predicted model, not a curated record
GCGGCGGCGGCGGCGGCAGCGGCGGCAGCAGCCGGGGGGGGCUUGGCUUGUCAGAGUCCCCAGAAAAGAAAAGAGAAGUAUAUUUCAGAAAGUGAAAAUCAGAGGAAUUAGCUGCUGACAUAGGAAAACUAUACUAAGGAACAUUUUUUGAGGAAAAUUUUUAAGAUGUGGUGAAGAGCCUGUAUUUUCCCCUGUGUGGUAUAUUGUGCCUUAAAAAAUGGGGUUUGGAGGUGAUCUGAAGUAUUCUCAUGAUGCUUUAUUAAAACUUCAAGACUGGGAACUGCGACUGCUGGAAACGGUGAAGAAAUUUAUGGUAAUGCGAGUAAAAAGUGACAAGGAAUAUGCCUCCACUUUACAGAAUCUUUGCAAUCAAGUAGAUAAAGAGAGCACCUGUCAAUUGGAUUAUAUCAGCAAUGUGUCCAAGUCUUGGCUGCUCGUGGUACAACAAACAGAACAGCUGAGCAAAAUAAUGAAGACGCAUGCAGAGGAUCUUAAUUCUGGGCCUUUGCAUAGGCUUACAAUGAUGAUCAAAGAUAAGCAGCAAGUUAAGAAGAGUUUCGUGGGUGUUCACCAACAAAUUGAAGCAGAGAUGUACAAGGUCACAAAGACAGAACUAGAGAAACUAAAAUCUAGCUAUAGACAACUAAUAAAAGAAGUAAAUUCUGCCAAAGAAAAGUAUAAAGAAGCUGUGGCUAAAGGAAAGGAGACUGAGAAAGCCAAAGAUCGGUGUGAAAAAGCCACUAUGAAGCUUCAUAUGUUGCAUAAUCAGUAUGUGUUGGCACUGAAAGGAGCACAAUUACAUCAGCACCAGUAUUAUGAUACUACACUUCCUCUGUUACUUGAUUCACUACAGAAGAUGCAAGAAGAAAUGAUUAAAGCCCUAAAAGGGAUCUUGGAUGAGUAUAGCGAGAUCACCAGUCUUGUGACAGAAGAGAUCGUGAAUGUCCAUAGAGAGAUCCAGACCUCGGUUGAACAGAUAGACCCUAACUCUGAGUAUAACGACUUCAUAGAUACUCACAGGUCAUCAGAAGUUGCUGAACAAGAAAUAGAGUUUGAUACGUCAUUACUAGAAGAAAAUGAAAACCUUCAAGCUAAUGAGAUCAUGUGGAAUAAUUUAACAGCAGAAAGUUUACAAGUCAUGUUAAAAACAGUAAUAGAAGAACUGAUGCAAACACAGCAAACCCUUUUGAGCAAAGAGGAACUUGUCUUGGAACUAGAGAAAAAAAUAGAGGAGUCCUCUAAAACUUGUGAAAAGAAGUCUGACAUUGUACUCUUGCUGAGCCAAAAGCAAGCACUUGAAGAACUUAAACAAACAGUUCAGCAAUUAAGGUGCUCUGAGGCAAAAUUUGCAGCCCAGAAAGAACUACUGGAACAAAAGGUUCAAGAGAAUGAUGGGAAAGAGCCGCCACCUGUAGUGAAUUAUGAAGAAGAUGCAAGAUCAGUGACUUCUAUGGAUAAGAAGGACAAAGUCUCAAGAUUUGACACCAUACGUCAUUCCAUAGCAGGAAUUAUAAGGUCUCCAAAAUCCAUGUUGGGCUCAUCAUCGUUCUUUGAUGUAAUCUCAACCACUGAGAAACCACUGUCUGAGCAAGACUGGUAUCAUGGUGCAAUUCCAAGAAUAGAAGCCCAGGAGCUGUUAAAACAGCAAGGAGACUUCUUGGUGCGAGAGAGCCACGGGAAACCUGGUGAAUAUGUCCUUUCUGUGUUUUCAGAUGGACAACGGAGACACUUUAUCAUACAAUAUGCUGAUAAUCAAUAUCGUUUUGAAGGAACUGGUUUUCCAACUAUUCCUCAGCUCAUAGAACAUCAUUACACAACAAAGCAGGUCAUUACAAAGAAAUCAGGUGUUGUUCUGCUGAAUCCUGUUGUUAAGGAUAAGAAAUGGGUUCUCAAUCAUGAAGAUGUCACACUGGGGGAAUUACUGGGCAAAGGUAAUUUUGGUGAAGUGUAUAAAGGAACAUUAAAGGAUAAAACUCCUGUUGCUGUGAAAACUUGCAAAGAAGAUCUUCCUCAGGAACUGAAAAUAAAAUUUCUGUCAGAAGCCAGAAUACUCAAACAAUAUGAUCAUCCUAAUAUUGUAAAACUUAUAGGAGUUUGCACACAACGACAACCUAUUUAUAUCGUUAUGGAGCUUGUUCCAGGAGGUGAUUUCCUGUCAUUUUUAAGAAAAAAGAAGGAUGAGCUAAAAACCAAACAGUUGGUGAAAUUUUCAUUAGAUGCUGCCUCUGGUAUGGCUUAUCUCGAAUCUAAGAAUUGUAUACAUAGAGACCUGGCUGCAAGGAACUGCUUGGUAGGUGAAAGCAACAUCUUGAAAAUAAGUGAUUUUGGAAUGUCCCGGCAGGAGGAUGAUGGUGUGUACUCAUCAUCAGGCCUAAAGCAGAUUCCUAUCAAGUGGACUGCUCCAGAAGCUCUGAACUAUGGGAGAUACACAUCUGAGAGUGAUGUAUGGAGCUUUGGAAUCCUUUUGUGGGAGACAUUCAGUUUAGGAGUAUGUCCAUACCCUGGAAUGACCAAUCAGCAAGCACGAGAACAAGUUGAGAAAGGCUACCGAAUGUCUGCACCACAAAAAUGUCCUGAAGAAAUAUACAAAAUAAUGCAGAGGUGCUGGGACUACAAGCCAGAAAACCGGCCAAAAUUCAGUGAGAUUCAGAAAGAGCUAUCUUCAAUCAAAAAGAAAGUGACAUAGUGACAAACAAGUGCCAAACUCAGUGUGUGGGACUUUAUUUUCCAGUGAAGUAAUUUUUCCCUUCAAACACUAUGCAUUUAUCGAACAUUAUUUGCAAUAUUCUUCUAGGAUUACUUUGAAAUUAACUGGUUUUUUUAUAUCCAUGUAUACCAUCUUGAGUGAUGUCUACACCUGCGUUAAAGAUACAUACUGCAAAAUGCUAUAUAUCCAGUUACAGUAAUACUGUAAUUUAGGUUACAUGUACAUAGGAAAGCAGAUACUAUAAAUUUAAGGGACUGUGGCUUCUAUCUGUUUUACAGCAAGUGACAUUUUUUAGAGUUUUUCUACCUUAAGGUGUGUUCUCACUCUGCUGUCCCUGUCCUGUAUGUCAUCACUCUAAUGUAGUGACUGCCAUACAUGUUGGCCUUACAACUGAAGACAGUUUUGACAAGUAUUUCAACCAGAAACUUUUAUAUUUUUUAAAACUCUUUCUGCAGCUGAUAUUUUGAAGUUUUACUUGGUUUUAAGGAUGAAGGUCAGUCAGAUUCUGGAUGCAGAUGUGCUUACUGAACAGUAAAAUCCAGAAUUUUUUCUGUACAGAUUGAAUUACUUGUGCAUUUAUCACCAUACUAUAGAAAUACUUCUAACUUUUUAUGUGAUUUACUUAAGCCAUGCCUUUUUUUUUCUUCCUACGAUGCCAUCAGAAUUCAUUAAUAUGUCUCUUACACAGUGAGACAUAUUUGUUUCCUUAAGAAACAAAAGACCAAUAUUAAGUCUUAAUGGCAUAUGUUAAGAAAUACUGCAAAUCAUCUGCCUUCCAAAGAAUAUGUAAAGCAGUAGCCAAGAAAAAGAGGUUUACCAAUGAUAGCAGCAGAUAAAGAGUGUCAUUGAUCUUAGAGGAGUUAAAGAGUUUUCCUAGAUUUCCUUUUCAAUCCUGAUUUUUUCCCUUAAAUUGGUAAAAAUUCUCAGAAUGCAGCUGGAGCCUGCAAAAGAUUAUGUUAAACAAAAGUACAUUCCAUCACAGUGUCCAAAGCAAAACACUACUUCUGUAUGGCAUGAGGAAGUUGUUCAAGCAACCAAAACUAAAGAAGCAUCUUUAAAGCCUCUGAUAGGCUGGGAACAGCAGAGUAGAAAUACUAACUUUCUAUUUUUCUUACUUAAUUGCAAUCAUAUUUCAAAAGAUUGGGGAUAAACAAGGUUUAAAUUCACCAGGAAUUAAAACCUUGUGUUUUUGUGUGUGUGUGUAUAUAUAUAUAUAUAUAU